Molecule: messenger RNA, 981 nt
Organism: Mesorhabditis spiculigera
Lineage: Eukaryota; Metazoa; Nematoda; Chromadorea; Rhabditida; Rhabditidae
Source: the annotation of a GenBank genome assembly
AUGUUAAUCAAAAUUCUCCCAAACACUCGGUUAGCGGUAGGAUGCCAGGAAACACUUAACUCAAAUGUGACAAUUGAUGGACUGCCAAAUGAACUGCUAAAACGUAUCUUUGAAUCCUUGCCGAAUCCAGCUUCUGUAUCGAUGGUUUGCCGACGUUGGUUGGCUCUUUCCGAUUUGCGUCCCACUGAAAAACUGGCUUUUACAUUUGGAUGUGGUCAGAGCCGCUACAAUUGUGGAGCUGAACAUGCGUCGGUUGAGCUUUGCCAAUGUAAUGGAAGUGAUGCGUGUCAUGUUUUAGAAAGUCUUCUACCCAAGAUCUCAGCCAGGGUCCGAUCACUAUCUGUAGAUGAUGAUCUGCUGCAUGGAGAGACGGUAUCAAAUCAACAGCUCUUCCUUUUAAUCACAAAAUGUGGCACUGAAAGCUUAAAUGAACUACACUUCACCGGGGUCAAUUUCUCUGCCAUUCAGCCCUGGACAUUUAUCUUACUAAUUAAAUGCACCAGCCUGCGCGAGGUCUAUUUUGAUGACUGCAGCUUUGGACGCUGGGCCGAGGCCGAAUUCUUUCUGGGAAGGAUCCUGUCUAGCUCGUUUAAAACGCUGACUACUGUUUCGAUCACGAACUGCCCGGCAAUUACGGAUAAAACAGCCAACCUGAUCUCAAAGGAAUGCCCAGAACUGGAGAAUUUGAAUUUGUCUGGAUGUGAAAAUGUAACUUCCACAUCAAUUGUAUCGCUCCUUGAAAGGGCUCCUUUUCGGAAGAAGCAACUUCUGAAUGUAAAUCUGGAGAGGACCGAUUUCUGUUUGACCCUGCUCCGCGAGCAAAUCAACUCUCCCUACAGUAUGAUGCGUGGAAAGUGGAAGUUUGUAGUGCUGAACACACUAAUUGGCUAUGAGAAGCCAGUUCUCUAUGGAGCUUGUGCUGAUGGGUAUCACAUGUAUAUUAAUUAUACCCCCAGCUCCGAACGACGUCCGAAACCCCAU